AAGACGGUCCGUUGAUGAAGGUGAAAGGAGUAAAAGCUCCCUCCCACACACCAAAAGCACAAGUGACCUGUGAACCAUGUCCGAUGUUCCGAUGCCGCCGGAUGUACUCGCCCAAAUCCUAUCAUGGUUACCGGUAAGUUCACUUCUCCGAUUCAGGUCUGUUUCCAAAUCUUUCCGUGCCCUAAUUGAUAGUGACUACGUGAUUAAGCUCCAUGUGAAUCACUCCGUUCAAACCAACACUAAUCUCAAUCUGCUUUUCGGUGGUGAUAGAACUCUUUGCUAUCUUAGCUUGCAUGAAUCGAGUAAAGCUGUUACCAAAAUAGAUAACCCUUUGUAUUUUGCAAUUUUCGAAACUGUAAUUUUGGGUUCUUGCAACGGCGUGGUAUGUUUGUGCACAACUGAACCGGAUAAUGAAAUUGCUUUCUGGAAUCCUUUGGUCCGCAAGUUCAAAAAAAUACGGUUGGCCCCAGCGAAAUGUAUAGAAGGACUUGGUCGAGGAAUUUGCAUCAAGGGUUUUGGGUAUGAUCAUGUGAAUGAUGACCAUAAGGUGGUGAGAUUGGUUCAAUAUUGUAGCUUGUAUAAUGAUAUUGUUCAUUCGACAAUAGAGGUUUUCAGCUCGAAAACGGAUGCAUGGAGAGAAGUUAGGGAUUUCCCCUAUUACCUUUGCUACCGAAGAAACUUCAAUACUUUUGCCGUGGGUGCUUUGCAUUGGUUAGUGAGUCUAAAACCUGAGGCCAAAUUUGAUUUUCGGAUUGCCGCCUUUGACCUAACGACUGAGGAGUUGUGUCUGCUUCCCCAACCUGAUUUUGCAAAUGAGAUGGUCCGACUCAAUUUGUGUGUAUUGGGUGGAUGUCUUUCUAUGGUCUGUAAUUAUCCCAGGAAACAUGUUGACAUAUGGGUCAUGAAAAGUUAUGGAGUUAAGGAUUCGUGGACCAAGUUAAUUUCGACUGCAGAUGUUAAGCUCAUCAAGGAAUCAGAUUUCUUGAGGCCUAUUGUGUAUUCUAGAAGUGGUGAAGAAGUGCUAUUGGAAAAGAACUUUGAGAGACUUUACUGGUAUCAUCUCGAGAAUAAGACGGUAAAAAGAUUAAAGGUUCCUGGCAUGCCAAGGUUAUUUGUUACUGAAACCUUUACAGGAAGCCUAGUUCAGGUGAACAUUGGUAGCGCUUCUGGAAGUGGCACAAAGAAGGAAAAAACGGAGGACAAGAAUGACAGAAAAAGAGAUGACUUUUUAUCAAAGGGGUUCAGAUUAGUGCUUUGAGGAAAAAAGGAACUGAGGAGGAUUGAUGCUGGAAAUCAUAUGAGGGAUUUUCUUCAGACAUCUAACUGCUCAUGCUUUUGUGAAGUUGUGGGCAUGAGAUGUAUGCUGCUGUAGGAGUCUAACAUAGAUUAGGGUUUCGGCUCCACUGUUAAAAAGUUUUGAUGGUUGGCAUACGCGGUGAUACGUGUUGCUAUCCUCUUUCUUAAGCUUUACUUGUUUGAAGGAUCAUUUGUUUUCACUAAACCGCUUUCAUCCAAGUGUCUGCUUCGACUACAUAAUGAUACAUUUCAAGUUGGUUUCUAUAUACAUACCGAAUGCUGCAAUUCUAGCUAAAGCCAAACCAAACCGAACACACCCUAUAUGUGUCAUUUGAAAUUUGGGUCGAGAUUGUGUGCGUGUGCUGACCUGUCAUCUAUCCCAAAUGAUACAGUGGUUUAUUUGUUUCAGCAAAUCAUAUGGACAAAUUAGCAAUUUGCAAUAAAACCACAUGUAGAUUACUCUUUAA
Molecule: messenger RNA, 1763 nt
Organism: Cynara cardunculus var. scolymus (artichoke)
Lineage: Eukaryota; Viridiplantae; Streptophyta; Magnoliopsida; Asterales; Asteraceae
Product: F-box protein CPR1-like
Exons: 3
Coding region: 77-1258 (393 amino acids)
Molecular function (GO): protein binding
Source: RefSeq, a predicted model, not a curated record